This is a messenger RNA of Chanos chanos (milkfish), 1434 nucleotides long. RefSeq names its product potassium channel, subfamily K, member 4b (gene kcnk4b). Bases 1 to 1434 code for a protein of 477 amino acids. NCBI's taxonomy places the organism in Eukaryota, Metazoa, Chordata, Actinopteri, Gonorynchiformes, Chanidae. The transcript has 6 exons. Gene Ontology annotation, biological process: stabilization of membrane potential; potassium ion transmembrane transport. The record is from RefSeq and is a predicted model, not a curated record. Gene Ontology annotation, molecular function: potassium ion leak channel activity; outward rectifier potassium channel activity. Gene Ontology annotation, cellular component: plasma membrane.
AUGCGCUGCUCCACCCUCCUGGCCAUCCUGACCGGGGUGCUGCUAUACCUGGUUUUUGGUGCAUUAGUUUUCAAUGCCCUGGAGGCGCCCUAUGAAGAAGGCCACCACAUCCACAUGCUGCAAACCCGACGGGAAUUCCUGGAGAACUACACCUGUGUCAGCCCAGAAAACCUGCAGGCUCUGAUACAGGAGGUGGCAGAUGCCAUUGGGGCAGGCAUCGACCCAAACAGCAAUGAAACCUUUGCUAGCAGCUGGGAUCUUGCCAGUUCCUUCUUCUUCUCUGGCACCAUCAUCACAACCAUUGGUUAUGGGAAUAUCUCCCCAAAGACGGAGUGGGGCCAGCUCUUCUGCAUCUGUUACGCCCUGAUGGGAAUUCCCUUGUUUGGUUUCCUGUUGGCCGGAGUUGGUGACCACCUGGGUACUGGCCUGAGGAGAGCCAUUGCUAAAAUAGAGACUCUCUUCCUGAAAUGGAAGGUCAGUCCCAACAUUGUCCGUGCAAUCUCUGCCAUUCUGUCCAUCCUGCUGGGCUGUGUUCUCUUCCUUUUCAUCCCCACGCUGGUCUUUCAGGAGGUGGAAAAGUGGUCACUUCUGGAGUCAGCCUACUUUGUGGUUAUCACCCUCACCACUGUGGGUUUUGGAGACUAUGUUGCAGGUGAUGGAGGAGAUGCUGGUCAGGACCACUGGUACAAGCCCCUGGUGUGGUUCUGGAUUCUUCUGGGACUGGCGUAUUUUGCCUCCGUCCUCACCAUGAUUGGAAACUGGCUGAGAGUGCUGUCCAAGAAGACUCGUGCUGAGAUGGAGGAGCUCAGAGCCCAUGCGACUGACUGGACUCAGAACAUCCAGAACAUGUCUGUGGAUUUCAGGAUCCCCACCAAACUGGACGACCCUUUCAGGCACCGUCGCCGUAAGCGCCGCCGUGGCCAUCGUAGCCAUGGUCACAGCGCAUCCGCUGCAGCUCCAGCUCCAGAGGGGGGAAGGCCUGUAGAGAACGGCCGUGAGCCUGACAGUCAGUCCGGCUCAUCCUCUUUCUACUCUUACACCUCCAAUGAGUCCGAAUCGGGCUCAGAGAGCUACUCAGAGGACACCGAAGUGGAGAACGCAGCUAACGGGAAAGAUUUGGGGAAGGAGGGGGCAAUUCCCAGUGCCCCCACAGACCCCGUGCUCUCUCAGCCAUUGGAUUACUUUGGGGAGAACUUGGCUUACAUCGAUGAGUCAUCAGACGCCUUGAGCGGCAAACUUCACUUGGACCCCCUGUUGGAGCAAACUGAGACCAAAAAUGCGUCUCAACGCAAACCCAGGAGGAGAAGGGCCAGGAGACAACCCCAGAUGAAAAAGAGCCCCAAGACGAGCCCCAUCAAACCUGAACUCAAAGAGCCCAAUGGGGACAUUCAACCUCCAGCUGAUCCCCCUCCACCUCCACCAACUGAGCCUUAA